GCGGCGGCGGGGCUGGGGGGAGGCCGCCGAGGCGGCCGCGGCCGAGGAGGGGCAGGGAGAGGCCGGGGGCGCCGCGGGGUCAGUGUCCCCGGCGGGAGGCGCGGGUGGCGGCCGCGAGAGCUGGCGGCGGCUCCUCGCCUGGCUGCGGCGGCGGCAGCCCCAGUGCUGCCCCUGUGCGGCGCCCCUUCCCCGCUCCGCCGCGCACUGUUGUCAUGGAGGAACCAAGAUGGCGGCUCUGGCCUACAACCUGGGCAAGCGGGAGAUCAACCACUACUUCAGCGUGAGGAGCGCCAAGGUACUGGCGCUGGUGGCCGUGCUGCUGCUCGCGGUGUGCCACCUCGCCUCCCGCCGCUACCGAGGCAAUGAUUCAUGUGAAUACCUUCUCUCAAGUGGCAGAUUUCUUGGAGAGAAAGUUUGGCAGCCUCACAGCUGUAUGAUGCAUAAGUACAAAAUCAGUGAAGCAAAGAACUGCCUCGUAGAUAAACAUAUUGCAUUUAUUGGAGAUUCCAGAAUUCGUCAAUUAUUUUAUUCUUUUGUGAAAAUAAUUAAUCCUCAAUUCAAAGAAGAAGGAAAUAAGCAUGAAAACAUUCCUUUUGAAGACAAGACUGCAUCAGUUAAAGUGGAUUUUCUGUGGCAUCCAGAGGUUAAUGGUUCUAUGAAACAGUGUAUCAAAGUGUGGACUGAGGAUUCUGUUGCAAAGCCCCAUGUGAUUGUAGCAGGAGCUGCCACAUGGUCUAUCAAGAUUCACAAUGGCAGCAAUGAAGCGCUUUCCCAGUAUAAAAUGAAUAUCACCUCCAUAGCACCACUUUUAGAAAAACUGGCAAAGACUAGUGAUGUUUAUUGGGUCUUACAAGAUCCUGUUUAUGAAGAUCUAUUAAGUGAAAAUAGGAAAAUGAUCACUAAUGAGAAGAUAGAUGCCUACAAUGAAGCUGCAGUCAGUAUUUUGAAUAGUAGCACCAGAAAUUCUAAAUCAAAUGUUAAGGUGUUCAGUGUUUCCAAAUUGAUUGCUCAAGAAACCAUCAUGGAAUCUUUGGAUGGCUUACAUCUUCCUGAAUCAAGCAGAGAAACUAGUGCAAUGAUUCUUAUGAACGUGUAUUGCAAUAAGAUUUUGAAGCCUGUAGAUGGUUCCUGUUGUCAACCUCGACCUCCUCUUACUCUCAUACAGAAGCUAGCUGCUUGCUUUUUUACUUUAUCUAUUAUUGGAUAUUUAAUUUUUUAUAUAAUUCAUCGUAAUGCUCAUCGGAAGAAUAAGCCUUGUACCGACUUGGAAAGUGGAGAAGAAAAGAAAAAUAUUAUCAAUCCCCCUGUGUCUCCAUUAGAAAUACUUUUACAGUCUUUCUGCAAACUUGGCCUGAUUAUGGCUUAUUUCUAUAUGUGUGACCGGGCAAAUCUAUUUAUGAAGGAAAACAAAUUUUAUACACAUUCAACUUUCUUUAUUCCAAUUAUCUACAUUUUGGUUUUGGGAGUAUUUUACAAUGAAAAUACCAAGGAGACUAAAGUAUUAAAUAGAGAACAAACAGAUGAAUGGAAAGGCUGGAUGCAGCUUGUGAUUUUGAUUUAUCAUAUCUCUGGAGCAAGUACAUUUUUGCCUGUCUACAUGCACAUUCGGGUUCUGGUCGCUGCAUAUCUAUUUCAGACAGGGUAUGGGCAUUUCUCAUACUUUUGGAUCAAAGGAGACUUUGGAAUCCAUAGAGUAUGUCAGGUCUUAUUUCGUCUCAAUUUCCUGGUAGUGGUGUUAUGCAUAGUAAUGGAUCGGCCUUAUCAAUUCUAUUACUUUGUCCCCUUGGUCACUGUAUGGUUCAUGGUCAUAUAUGUUACUUUAGCACUGUGGCCACAAAUCAUCCAAAAAAAAGCAAAUGGAAAUUGUUUGUGGCAUUUUGGCUUACUGUUGAAACUAGCCUUCUUGCUGUUAUGUAUAUGUUUUUUGGCAUAUUCUCAGACUUCAUUAAUGUACAGAAAUGUACCCAAGACUUCUGCCCCUUCAUUCCCAGAUUUUCCAGACUGUCAGAUCAAUAAGAAGGGUGCAUUUGAGAAGAUCUUUUCUCUUUGGCCAUUGUCCAAGUGUUUUGAACUGAAAGGCAAUGUAUAUGAAUGGUGGUUCAGAUGGAGGUUAGACCGUUAUGUAGUCUUUCAUGGAAUGUUGUUUGCUUUCAUUUAUCUGGCUUUACAGAAGCGCCAAAUACUUUCUGAAGGAAAGGGUGAACCUCUUUUUUCAAGCAAAAUUUCAAAUUUUCUAUUAUUUAUUUCAGUAGUUUCUUUCUUGACUUACUCCAUCUGGGCUAGCAGUUGUAAAAACAAAUCAGAGUGCAAUGAGCUCCACCCGUCCGUUUCUGUGGUACAGAUUUUAGCCUUCAUCCUAAUAAGGAAUAUCCCUGGGUAUGCUCGUUCAGUUUACAGUUCAUUUUUUGCUUGGUUUGGAAAAAUUUCAUUGGAGCUGUUUAUUUGCCAAUAUCACAUAUGGCUGGCAGCAGACACAAGGGGUAUCUUGGUCCUCAUACCUGGAAACCCUAUGCUCAACAUUAUUGUCAGCACUUUCAUAUUUGUUUGUGUGGCACAUGAAAUUUCUCAGAUCACUAAUGAUCUUGCACAGAUUAUUAUUCCUAAAGAUAACUCAUCUCUGUUGAAAAGAUUGGCAUGUAUAGCUGCAUUUUUUUGUGGACUCCUCAUCUUAUCAUCCAUUCAAGAUAAAUCAAGACAUUAGGAUUCUAAAAACUUAAAACACUUCAGAUUAACUUUGAAUCUACCUAGAGGAGAACAGCGUCUAUCUGGAGAUGUAUUGUAAAUGUAAAUGUAAAUAAAAAUUUGUGUGGCAAGAAGAUAGCUCAGUGACAUCUGUUGAACAUGUGUGGUUGUAUAUUUUGGAAAUGUACAUAUACAAUGUGAAAUACUGAAAAAAUUGAAGCAGAGUGCAUCAUAUAGGAUUGCAUGUGAAAUGUCUUUUCUACUGGAUCUACAUUUCCAUUUAUAAGUGAUUCUAAGUUAACAUAUGAAGGCAGGGAAAUAAUUACCUUUCCAGUAAAAAUACAGAUAAUUUAAUUAGCUUAGUAACACCACUGAGUGUUUUGAUAUUUACUAAAUUUAUGGUAAUAAAAGUUGUAUGCACCUAUUUUCAUCAUGGAACUUCCUACUUCAUCGAAAACUUUCUUACUCAAGAAAGAUUGCAGUGUUGUUUUCUUGUAUGUGCAAUGAUGUGGAAUGACAAGCAGUAUGUCUUUUAUUGUUCAUGUUCUGAUAUUAUGUUUCCUGACAUGAUUUUUCUUCCUAACUUUGGUUUUAAGGUAUAUAAGCCUAAAAUCUUUGUACUCUUUGUCCCAGAGUUGUUCUAGGCUCCAUGACAGGCUUUUGUCAUUGAUGCUAUUGUAACUUUUUAUAAAAAGGCCAAAUUUUCUUUCCAGCCCAAACAUUCACCUGUUUCCUUCCCUUAAGCUACACCAGUGUAAUCCCAGUGUUACCCUGUGGACUCAUCACAGAUGCUUUCCCCCAUCGAAUUAGUUUUUGUAUAUUAUUUCCAAUGUUUGGAAGCUCUUUAUAACCAUUUUGGUAUUUCCUAUUACUCCCUCCUAUUUUUAAAAAAAUAUUUAUCAAUCUAAAUGUGUGCAGUGUAGUAAAGAUUCAAGAUAUGUUUGAGAUGUAUAACCAUAAGUAGAAUUUUAAGUAAACUGGUCACCUUGGGCAAUGUUUGUUUUUGGUUUUGUUACAGGCUUAACUGUUAGAGGUAUAAAUUUAUUUAUCUGUUGUACAGAUUUGAUUACAGAUUUUAAUGUUUUAAAAUUGCACUUGUUUGCUGUUACUGUGUAUGGGGUAAAAUAUUUUUUGUUCAUGGUAUAUGAAAAUAUGGAAUAAUUUAAACAGUAAAUAAACAUUCUGUGGAUGCUUAUUUUUGUAUUGUAAAGUAUCAAUUAAACUAUGUGGUUUUUUUAAAA
This is a messenger RNA of Odocoileus virginianus texanus, 3923 nucleotides long. It is a transcript of the gene CASD1, whose product is annotated as CAS1 domain containing 1. Gene Ontology annotation, cellular component: Golgi membrane. Lineage: Eukaryota; Metazoa; Chordata; Mammalia; Artiodactyla; Cervidae. Gene Ontology annotation, molecular function: N-acetylneuraminate 9-O-acetyltransferase activity. The record is from RefSeq and is a predicted model, not a curated record.